GAAUGUUGUGUUCCCUCGGCUUUUGGUGCUGGUGUAAGUCCUGUCAUGGCGGGUUUAUUAAGGCUGGGCUUGGUCCACUGUGGCCGCAGUGAAGCGACCCGUGUGUGUUGGAACCAGCGUGGUUGGACGGCGGCUGUGAUUGUGCUGAAGCUGCAGCUCCCGUGCUUUGCUGCUGCGUCGUCUUCCUCUUUGGUUAUUUCUGUUCGUUCUUUUCUCUCCUUUCACACGUCCUUCCUUCCUUUUCCUGUCGGCUCAGCUUCUCCUCUGUCUCUGGGUUUGUUUUGUGAACCACAUGAAGGUGAGACGCGGAACAAACACGCCGCCUUCUCCGUAGUGGCUUUGUCAUCAUCAAAAACUGAUCUCAACGCCGAUCUUGAAAGCUCGCUGUCAUUUAAUCGGGUUUGGAGAUUAAGUUGUUUGUGUUGGUUCCAGUGUGACAGUGUGGAGCAGCGUUGCUCGCAUGGGAACCUCACAGUGACACAGGAAGCCAUGGGCCACUGGUCGUCAUGAAAUGGUUUCACAACAAACCACAACCUGUUUUCUGACAUCUCUGUUGUCUAGAGAUGAAACAAACAAGACGGCGUGGUCCUACUGUACGUAACGCUGCUUCCUUUAACUUGUUCUGUUGUUAGCAUUUAUCUUAGCAGCUCUUCCUCUUAUUUGACCUGUACCUCACAGCACAGAACUGAAUAUUUGCUGUUGUUAUACACUGGCGUGCAGAAGGAGCUUCUCUGUCGGAGAGUAACGUCAGGGUCCGGCUCCAUCCAGCCAGACCACAAGGACAGUCCAGAACAGAGCAGAGAGCAGUCAGUCACUGUGAAACAAAAAACAAAAUGAGCCCCUUCACUAGAUGAUUAGGAUCAUCGGUUCCUGUAUUUAGUUCCUCGACAGGGAUCCUGCUUCAAAAUAACACCGAGUGGUCCUUGAUUUUGGUUUUGAGCAGAAUUUGUGAAAAUGUAUGAAUCUCAGUGUAUUUCACAACUUCCACAAGCUCUCAGGAGCUCGCUUACCUGCACCGUCUGCGCGUUGGCCGACAGCCCCGUCAGUCAGAGGGGCAGGGCCGUGGGGGCGGGGCUUGCUGUUGACAUCACGGUCACAUGGAUCCUCAUGCCGUGCAGGGAGCAGCGCAGGAUGUCAGAGCAGAGAGCGAGCGGCUGCUGUUCACAGAGGACCCUCCUGCCACAGCCUCCUGCACGAGGCUGGAGUAGAAAUAUGUAUUUUGUCAUUUCUGCCAUGAAAGCUCAGAUUGAAAUCAUUCCCUGUAAGAUCUGCGGAGACAAAUCGUCAGGGAUCCACUACGGGGUGAUCACCUGCGAGGGCUGCAAGGGCUUCUUCAGGCGCAGUCAGCAGAGUAACGCCACCUACUCGUGUCCUCGCCAGAAAACCUGCGUGAUCGACCGGACCAGUCGGAACCGCUGCCAGCACUGCCGUCUGCAGAAAUGCCUGGCCGUGGGCAUGUCCCGAGACGCCGUGAAGUUCGGCCGCAUGUCCAAGAAGCAGCGCGACAGUCUGUACGCCGAGGUCCAGAAGCACCGGCUGCAGCAGCAGCAGCAGCAGGGCUCCGUCCUCAGCAGCUCCAGCUUGGACGACGCCGAGCCGCUGUCGCCCCAGUACGGCCUCGCCUCCAGCGCCGAGCUGGGAGGCUACGCGGAGCAGGACUCGCCCGAAGCCGCGUCUCUGUCCUCCAAGCAGGCGGACUCCGGGGGUGAAGGAGGGGGAGGUGGGUUCUACCUGGACAUCCAGCCGUCUCCCGACCAGUCUGGGCUCGACAUUAACGGCAUCAAACCGGAGCCGCUGUGCGACUACGGCUCCAGUAACGGCUUCUUCCCCUACUGCUCCUUCAGCAACGGGGAGGCGUCGCCCACAGCGUCCAUGGCCGAACUCGACCACCUGGCCCACGUCGUGUCCAAGUCCCACCACGAGACGUGCCAGUACCUGAAGGAGGAGCUGCAGCCCACGCGCGGCGAGAGGCUCCCGCAGGCCGAGGUGGACGGCUACCAGCGGAAGCCGCGGGAGCUGAUGUGGCAGCUCUGCGCCGUCAAGAUCACCGAGGCCAUCCAGUACGUGGUGGAGUUCGCCAAGCGCAUCGACGGCUUCAUGGAGCUCAGCCAGAACGACCAGAUCGUGCUGCUGAAGGCCGGCUCCCUGGAGGUCGUCUUCAUUCGAAUGUGCCGGCUGUUUGACGAGCAGAACAACGCCGUCUACUUUGACGGGAAAUUUGCGGGUCCCGACGUCUUCAAAGCUUUAGGUUGCGAUGACUUGAUCGCAUCAGUCUUCGACUUCGCCAAGAGCCUGUGUUCACUGCAGCUGACGGAGGAGGAGCUGGCUUUGUUCUCCGCGUUUGUUUUGCUCUCGGCAGACCGGUCGUGGCUGCAGGACAAGCUGCAGGUGGAGAAGCUGCAGCAGAAGACACAGUCGGCUCUGCAGCACGUCCUGCAGAAAAACCAGCGCGACGACGGCGUUCUGAGCGAGCUCAGGUGUCGAGUGUCGGCGCUGCGCUCGCUGUGUAGCCGUCACACGGAGAAGCUGUCAGCGUUCAGAGCCGUUCACCCCGACAUCGUCCGAAUGCACUUCCCGCCUCUGUACAAGGAGCUGUUCGGUGCCGACCUGGAGCUGGCCGUGCAGACAGACGACUAGGUGGAGGCCACCGCACAGAGACAGGACACACGCGCACAAACGGACUUCUCCUCACCUCCUCUGCUCGGCCGGAGGAGGCGCUGGUCUUCCUCCACCGGCACUCACGGACUUCUUGUAUUCAGGAUCUGAGCUGAUAUUAAAAUGCACUUUGGUUCUUUACACUGAAAGCUGCUGUUUUCUUCUUGCACUCGACUGUCGAGACGUCGCCUCUGAGGGAACGAAACCACGAACGUACCACGAUGCAGGAAACGAGCGCCACGGUAGGUUUGAGGACGGAAUCAGAGGACGAAGGCAACUCUGCAGCUUUAGUGCUACACAGACUGAUCUGUAGCUGCACGUGGCACAGAAUCCAGUGACUCGGUUUCACAAAUGACGGACUUUUCCAUCAGCACACAUUGGCACCAGGGUCUCGAUCCGUGUCUCUGCUGAUGUGUAACCUGGUGCUUCCUACAGUAGCUCCUCUCACUUGCUCUGGAAGUGGAACACAUGUAAUGUCACUGUGUGGCUCAGCCCAGCCGUGGAAUCAAGUCUGUACAAAUGUUGACCUCUUCUUUAACGCCCAGAACUUUGUUGCAGCUCUGCAGUGAAGCAAGACACAAAAUAUGAAAAUCUGGAAUGAAAAAAAAAUAAGGUAAAAAGUUCCCGCCAGUCAUCAAAUACCAGGAAUCAGCUGAUGCUCUGGUCCUGAUCCUCCAACACCUGCAGACGGCGUCUCACUCGAGGGGUGUCUUCUACUGCCAUCUAGUGGUGCUGAUACAAAAAUGCAGCUUCUCGUUUCUCAGCACGUCUCAAAAUCAGACCCACUGAUGCAGCACACAAAUUUCAUAACCGUUAGAGCAAUAAGGGAUUAAACUAUGCACGAGAAUAAUAUGACAUAAUAUGACACGAUGAAAACAUCUGAUCUGCUGCCUACACUUUGUAAUCUGUGCUGGGAAAAGCAACAUUUUCCCAUCAUGACCAGUAGAGGACAGAAAGUCAGGUCCAACCACAGCUAUGGGGUGAAGCCUAACCUUGAGUCCAUCCAGACGGGCAAAGCACCGAUCAGGCAGGAGCAGCAGGGGAAAGACUGAUGGCUGACAUCCUGUUGUUAUGCUAAUCAUCAACAGACUGCAACAUCUUAUUUAUCAUCCCCCAGGUUAAUGUUUUCAGUUUGUGGGGUUCAAGGCCAUUUCAGGCAUUACAUAUGUCAACACCUCAGCCCAGCACCACUCUGGCAAACGAACAUAACUGAAUGUCAAUCAUUAAAAAAAAUGUGUUGUUUUUCUGUUUAGUCUGAAAAUAGUGUGUCAAUGAUUCAUAAGUCUGGGGCUCUUUGCAUAGACUGCGCUGAAUGAGCAGAUAGCUAGAUGAAUGGAUGGAUGGAUGGAUGGAUGGAUGGAUGGAUGGAUGGAUGGAUGGAUGGAUGGAUGGAUGGAUGGAUGGAUGGAUGAUGGAGGGGCGGAUGGAUGGAUGGAUGGAUGGAUGAUGGAGGGACGGACGGAUGGCUAGUUUGAAGGAAUACAUUUUGAAUGGAUAAUAAAUGGAUGGAUGGAUGAAUGAUAGAUGGAUGGAUGAUAGAUUGAUGGAUGGAUGGAUGGAUGGAUGGAUGAUAGAUGGAUGGAUGGAUGGAUGGAUGGAUGGAUGAUGGAGGGACGGAUGGAUGGAUGGAUGGAUGGAUGAUGGAGGGACGGACGGAUGGCUAGUUUGAAGGAAUACAUUUUGAAUGGAUAAUAAAUGGAUGGAUGGAUGAAUGAUAGAUGGAUGGAUGAUAGAUUGAUGGAUGGAUGGAUGGAUGGAUGGAUGAUAGAUGGAUGGAUGGAUGGAUGGAUGGAUGGAUGGAUGGAUGGAUGGAUGGAUGGAUGGAUGAUGGAGGGACGGAUGGAUGGAUGGAUGGAUGGAUGAUGGAGGGACGGACGGAUGGCUAGUUUGAAGGAAUAAAUUUUGAAUGGAUAAUAAAUGGAUGGAUGGAUGAAUGAUAGAUGGAUGGAUGAUAGAUUGAUGGAUGGAUGGAUGGAUGAUAGAUUGAUGGAUGGAUGGAUGGAUGGAUGGAUGGAUGGAUGGAUGGAUGGAUGGAUGGAUGGAUGGAUGGACUAAGAGAUAGGAGUAGUUUUUGUUUUUCAUCACGUUUGCUGAUGACACUCUUCUCCCUCCACCCUCAUCCUUUCCUUUGUAAUUAACUCUAACUCCUUCUGCUCACUGGAUAAAUUGCUGUAGAGGCCAGUUUUAUUACUUGGCAUCAUGAUGUAUAGUUCAGUGCACUGCUUCCCUUACAUGUAGUUUCUUAGUAGAUGUCUGCCUGCUUCAAUAUUUCCACUGGGAAAUUCUCUUUAGUUUUUUAGUUUGAAUCCAUGUCUGAAGGUCUCUGGUGACCCCAUGAUUAAAUGUUUCAUACAGUAACUGAAAUGAUGAAAAACACAGAAGCGUCGCAAGGUGAAUACAAACAAACUGUUAACAUUGAUGCUACAGCUCUGUCCCCUUGAUGAAUGAUGAAUCAGACCUAAAUAUGCUGACACGCGGGUGAAAUGAAACUAGGAACACAUCAUCUGCCACAGGUUCGGCUCGUCUCCUCUCUUCAAACGACUCAGACUGUGCAGAGCUGCUUUGUCAAAAGAAAAAUACAGUUGUUUGUUAACGGCUUUGUUCAAAGUGUUUUUAAAUGGUCUUUUUACAGUCAGAACAUGUUAAAUAAACAAAUGAAGCUGA
This is a messenger RNA of Betta splendens (Siamese fighting fish), 5319 nucleotides long. RefSeq names its product nuclear receptor ROR-alpha A-like. Lineage: Eukaryota; Metazoa; Chordata; Actinopteri; Anabantiformes; Osphronemidae. Gene Ontology annotation, molecular function: RNA polymerase II cis-regulatory region sequence-specific DNA binding; zinc ion binding; nuclear receptor activity. Gene Ontology annotation, cellular component: nucleus. The record is from RefSeq and is a predicted model, not a curated record. The transcript is spliced from 11 exons. Gene Ontology annotation, biological process: regulation of transcription by RNA polymerase II. Bases 955 to 2637 code for a protein of 560 amino acids.